GCCACCGGAAAUACAAGUCUCGUGACAGGAAGUAGUGAAAAAUACGGAAGUAGUUUGUUAUGAUUUGACACGCAGCUGUCUGGACUACAUUUAUGCUCUUUAUAAACAGAAAAUCGUCAUUUUUCAUAUAUUCUAAGGCAACCGAGUGUUCUAUACCUAGAGCUUCAUCAUGGUGGAGCCCACUGCUUCCGGUGUGUUCUGCAAUAGAAUGCUGAGCAUGGUCAACUCCGAAGACGUCAACGCCAUCAUCCAGGCUCAGAGACAUAUGCUGGACCGCUUUGAGAAGACCAACGAAAUGCUGAUCAACUUCAACGGGCUCUCCAACGUACGACUUCAGCAGAUGAACGAGCGCUUCUUGCUCCACACGCGCACUCUUAUCGAGAUGAAGAAAGAUUUGGACAGCAUCUUCCGACGGAUAAGGACACUAAAAGGCAAGAUUGGCAAGCAGUUCCCAGAUGCUUUUAGUAAUAUCCACGAGUCGCCUAUCCCAGAGGACGACGACGAUGACGUGGAUCCAGCGCCUCCGAGCGGCGCCACCACCGUCACCACGGCCACCUCGGGGCAGAGCUCGGACUGCUGCGACUCCAGUCCGGACGCGGCGUCGCCCGAUGCCGGCGGAUGCUCCGAGGAACUCUCCCGAGAAACGCCCGGGGCUUCGGACCCUCGUCGCACAGCCGGCCUGCAGGAUGAGGGCCCGGACUCUGUCCCCGCGGAGUAGCUUCACUCUCUCAAAGUAUGGACUUGAACUCGCAGGAAGUGACUUUUUUUGUUUUGUUUGUUUACCUGUUAAAUAUUUGCAUGCAAUACUUGAAGAUACAACAACGACGAUGGACGUCCAAUCACGUGGCUCUUAAAAACUAAAUUGAAACGCUUUAAGUUAAUUGCUUGCCGACGUCCAAUGUAUUUGAAGCGGGAGGAACGUUCGUUCAUCCGCAGCCACACUCCUACUUCAAUUGGAUUGGACAUCUGUAGCCGUCAAAGGCAGCCAAUUAGUACAGUUCGUGACAUUUUGUUUAUUUCUUGUUCAUGUUUGGUCCCUUCCUUGUUGAUUUUGAGACAUUUUAGGUCAUUUCCUGAUGAUUUUUGGGGCAUUUAUGGGUCACUACCCGUUGAAGUGAGCUAGAAAUGCCCCUAUAACAAACAGAAAAUGACUUAAAAUGUCCCAAAAUGAACUCAUUGGCUGCCAUUAACGAUGCUACAAGUUCAAUUCAUUUUGACUGGGAGGGUUAGAAUGAUCAUGGUUCACGUCCUGUUCAUUUUGGGGGCGUUUACAGGCUUUAGUGUUGCUCCGAUACGGCACUAAAAUGACAUCACUGGUAUCGGCGAGGACUAAGAAGUAACGUGCUGAAUAUGUACUUUUCGAGAUCUAUUUUCAAUUUGCUGAUCGCCCUACCCAAGAUGGACUCCAGCUGCGUACGCCACCAUAAAAAAGACGUCCUUCCCAAUGAUAAACGUCCAAUUGUGCGUCCUUCUGUGAUUUCAAGUGAACUAGUAGACGUCCAAUCCAUUUGAAGUGGAAGGACGGCAGUAAAUGAACCUACAUUUAACUUCACAACAGAAGGAUUUUUUAAAUGUAUUCUUUUUAUUGUCUCUGGUAUUUUACUGCAUCAGAUUUAAAAUUGAAAUUCAAAGGAAUAUGGAGUGAUUUUAUUUCAUGAGAUGAAAAAUGCUGAUGAUCAACAUUUUUGGCUAGUUUUGUUUUUGAUUUCAAAUUAAUAGUUAAUUGAACGAAAGGUACAUGGACUGAUGAUUGAUGAAAAAUUCUGUUGUGAAAAUUCAACAGCAAAAAAUCUGUUUAUUUCAACAUCGUGGCAAAAAAAACUGAGUUACCAAAAAUUCAGACAGAAAAAAAGCAGCAGCCAAAAUUCAGGUGCGAAAAAUUCAUUUAAAAAAAUUUCAAUUGCUAGAAAAAAAUCAGUAGCAAAAACAUAAGUGACAAAAAAUGGACGGAAAACAAUUCAGUAAUGAAAAUUCAAGUUGCAAAAAUGAAAUGGAAAAAAAAAUUCAGAUGUAAAAAAAUUUAGCAGCCAAAAUUCAGUCGCAAAAAAUCUUGUCAAAUUCAACUGCAAAAAAAAAAAUCCGAUGCAAACUGAUUUAGAUGUGAAAAAAUUCAGUACAAAAAAUUCGGUCAAAACUAAAUUGAUAGAAAAAUAAAUCAGUAGCAAAAACAUUAGUUACAAAAAAAUUGACACAAAACAAUUCAGUAGCGAAAAUUCAGUUGCAAAAAAAGUUCAGCAACCAAAAUUGGGUUGCAAAAAAU
This is a messenger RNA of Corythoichthys intestinalis (scribbled pipefish), 2260 nucleotides long. It is a transcript of the gene kxd1, whose product is annotated as KxDL motif containing 1. The transcript has 5 exons. Lineage: Eukaryota; Metazoa; Chordata; Actinopteri; Syngnathiformes; Syngnathidae. Gene Ontology annotation, biological process: lysosome localization. Gene Ontology annotation, cellular component: BORC complex. Bases 170 to 718 code for a protein of 182 amino acids. The record is from RefSeq and is a predicted model, not a curated record.